Molecule: messenger RNA, 319 nt
Organism: Acaulospora morrowiae
Lineage: Eukaryota; Fungi; Glomeromycota; Glomeromycetes; Diversisporales; Acaulosporaceae
Source: the annotation of a GenBank genome assembly
CAAUCUCCCAAUUCUUGAUUCCACAAUCUUUGUUGAUUUCAGACCCUGGAUGGACCAAACCCCAAUUACUAUUUCGCACAAAUUUCCCAUGGAAAUGGUCAUUGAACUAUUCAGGAAAAUGGGUCUUCGCUAUGUUUUGGUCACCAAAAAUGGGCAACUCUUAGGUUUGAUUACAAAAAAAGAUGUCUUGCGCCACCUUGCUGCCGUGAAUUAUCCAGGAAGCUCGAUUAAUCGAGAGUAUUCUCAAGAAAUUCAAAAUCUAAGGAUAUCACCGAGUGGACGAAGAUCAAGCUUUGUUGGAGAUUUUGGAACCGAUUGA